AAUGAAGCUAAUGUUCGGACCAGGAAGUGUAAUUAGUUCCGCCUCCUUGUUUUUGGUCCGACACAAUACCAUUGAGUGGCGGUGGUUGUGCUAGUGUUUCACACGGGAAGACUCGCUGAAGAACCAGAGCCUGCUACAUGGAUGUUAUUCACAAAGACCUGCUGAGGAACCACAGACUGGUCCUGUGCGAGGAGCUGCUUGUCAGCGACACCAUCCUUCCGUUCUUGUACCAGGAGGCCAUUUUAACAGGGGCGCAGGUAGAAGAAAUCCAGUCUCAAAGCACAGACCGGAAGAGAAGUCUCAAGCUGCUGGACAUUUUGCCGAACCGCGGCCCACGAGCUUUCCACUGCUUCCUGCAAGCUUUGGACUUCGAAUUCAGCUGGCUCCGAGACCGUCUGCUCCAGGAUCUGCGAGCCCGAACUGAAACUGGAGCCUGGUGUACAAGUCACGGAGAAACAUCGCCGCCCAGUGGACAUGAAGACGCGUGGCGUCUUCCUCGCCCGCUCGGAGAGAAAGUUCCUUCGGACCGUGAGCUGUCACGUCUGGCGUCCCGUCUGGGCGGCGAGUGGGAGGCGGUGCUGAUGGACCUGGGCUUCUCGGCCACCGCCUUGUUUCGCUGCCGGGCCGAUCACGCCCUCAGCUGUCACGACGCCGCGCUGGCUGCCCUGCUGCAAUGGAGACGAUCCGAGGGCAAGCGCGCCACCUUGAGCAGACUGGAGCAAAGCCUACAGGUGACCGGCGUCCACCCGUCCGUCCUGAAAGACGUCCUGCUGUGAGACGUUGCGCUGUCCCUCACCGAGGCGACACAAGAGGUGGAUGUAGUCUUUUAAUAUAUAUACACACUGAGCUACGACAUCUUUUACACUCAUUCACUCAGCCGGCGCAGCGUCGGUAGAAGUAGAAGUGGUAGUCUGUGAAGAGCGCCCCCCCAAAGUGAUGGUCGGUGCUGCAGUCGGCUUGACCCUGCACGUGAGACGAGACUUUGGUCACGUGACCUCUCCGUCCGAGAAUAAAAAGGACGAAGGAGACGUGUGUGUCAUUCUUACGGCCACCGUGGAGCGGAAGUGAUAGGAGCUGUGAUGAAGACGAGCGACGUGCAGAGGCCACUCGUGCUCCCCCUGCACACGCACACACACGCACACACGUUGAUUGUGCAGUAAUAACAGCAGCCACUGGAGGGAGCGAUGACUCAGCUAGUUUUGACCUGAGUGUUUGAUGGGUAUCUGCCGGCACUGGCGUGGCUUCUGUUGUGCACGCUGGUGCACGUGGACGACUCCUGGAAAGCACACAGGUGGACGACCAGCAGCUGUGUGGAACUGUCCAAAGCAGACAAGGACAGGUCAAGGACAGGUCAUCUGCCAAUGUGAGGAAGCUAAGCUAGCUGCUCACUUCAUGAGGAGCGUCACUCGCAUGUUGACGGGCACAAACGGGCUGAUGGGGACCUGGAAGACGAACCUGUCGGGUCUGAAGAGGACGUGCGUCAAGGUCGUAGGCGGAGCUGCGGAUGUUGGGAGAGGUUUUUUUCGGUCACACUUACCCGCACUCGUCUCUCACACAGUAGCGCCUGUCAAUCACCUGCUGGUUCUCUUUGAUCAUGAAAGACGUCAUGCUGGUGUUUGUCCCUGAGUCACACACACACUGUGAGAACGUCCUGGUGAAGCUGUGGGACUUUAAAGAGCUUACAGUCUUUGGCGCUGAGGAACUUCUGGAAAAAGUCGUUGGCCACGUCCGAUUGGCUGGAGGUGAGGUUGGUGUCACGGCGGCCCACUGCUGGCGAGGGGCAGCAGUACACCGUGUCGCAGUAGAGCAGGUCACAGAAGUGCACAUCGGGG
Dunckerocampus dactyliophorus (ringed pipefish) is the source of this 1832-nucleotide messenger RNA. It is a transcript of the gene cradd, whose product is annotated as CASP2 and RIPK1 domain containing adaptor with death domain. The record is from RefSeq and is a predicted model, not a curated record. Gene Ontology annotation, cellular component: CBM complex. The transcript has 2 exons. Gene Ontology annotation, molecular function: death domain binding; protease binding. NCBI's taxonomy places the organism in Eukaryota, Metazoa, Chordata, Actinopteri, Syngnathiformes, Syngnathidae. The coding region runs from base 138 to 776 and encodes 212 amino acids. Gene Ontology annotation, biological process: regulation of apoptotic process; signal transduction.